This is a messenger RNA of Bombina bombina (fire-bellied toad), 1902 nucleotides long. RefSeq names its product coagulation factor XII (gene F12). The transcript is spliced from 14 exons. Gene Ontology annotation, biological process: blood coagulation; zymogen activation. Gene Ontology annotation, cellular component: extracellular region; rough endoplasmic reticulum. The coding region runs from base 106 to 1878 and encodes 590 amino acids. The record is from RefSeq and is a predicted model, not a curated record. Lineage: Eukaryota; Metazoa; Chordata; Amphibia; Anura; Bombinatoridae. Gene Ontology annotation, molecular function: serine-type endopeptidase activity; calcium ion binding.
UCACAAACAAAGCACAGAGGGGAAAUGUCAAUGCACCUUCAUCCUACCUCCAACUCAUGAACUUUGUCUUUUUGUAAUUGAACGUAUUUGCUGUUUGUGGUCACGAUGAAGCUGUUCUCUGCACUUUCUUUACUUGCUCUCCUUAUUGUAGCACAAACCAGAGAGAAACAUAAAGAAAAGAAGCGAAAAUCAGGACUAGUUUUAACAGAAAGUGGGCAUUUGUGCCACUUUCCAUUUCAUUAUGGCAGAGCAAUGUAUAAUUCCUGCAUUAGAAAAGGGAAGCACGGACCUAAAGCAUGGUGCUCUCUAACCAAGAACUAUGACCGAGAUCAAAGGUGGUCCUAUUGUAUAGAGGGCCAUGACGUGAAAGACUACUGUGAUGAUAAUCCCUGUGAAGCCAGAGGUGUAUGUGAGAACAAAUUGAAAGGCUAUGAGUGCAUAUGCAAAGAGCCAUACACAGGCCGGCACUGCCAGAUAGACAAGUGUUUUGAUAAAAAGUUGCUCCGAUACUUUGAGCCUAAAGAGAAGUGGCUGCGUUACUCACCUCCCAAAUUAGAGGAAUGUGUGUGCCAUGAAAAGUCGAUCACUUGCAAAACAACCACAGGGAAAGAAUGCCUUCACAGUCCGUGUCUGAAUGGAGGACAUUGUAUCCAAACAAAAAAAAACACAGUUUGCGGCUGUACCCAAGGAUACUCUGGGCUUUAUUGUGAGAUACGCCAAAAUGAAUUUUGUUACACUGGUAAUGGCAGUAGCUACAGAGGUACUUCAAAUGUCACUGUGACAGGCACACCGUGUUUGCACUGGGACUCUGACAUCAUUCAAGAUUUAUUUGAAAUGUACAGUGAUGGACAAGCAAAGCAUUCUGGAUUAGGGGAUCAUCCAUACUGCAGGAACCCUGUUGGAGAUGUCCAACCUUGGUGUUAUGUGCUGAAGGAGCAAAGAGUAAGCUGGGAAUAUUGCCUUAUCUCACCGUGCAACCAGACUGCAGCUAGCAUAUCUCCGCCCAAAGUCAAUGAAACUCUACAUAUAUUAAAUGCAUCUAAUGCCACAUCAAGCAAGCCUGAGCCUACAGGGGCACCUAAUGUUCAGAUCGAUUUAAGCAGAGGAUUAGGUGGGAAUUGUGGGAAGAGAUUUCGGAAAAGUCCUUCUAUUAGUCCACGGAUUGUAGGGGGGCUGGUGGCUCUCCCAGCCUCCCACCCUUACAUAGCGGCACUGUACAUUGACAAUCGGUUCUGUGGAGGGUCUCUCAUCUCCUCCUGUUGGGUUUUAACUGCAGCUCAUUGUUUAUAUCACAGACCGCAUGUGACUAAGAUAUCUGUAGUGCUAGGCCAAAGCCUAUACAAUACGACAGACCAGUAUACAAGCACAUUUCCAGUAGAAAAAUAUAUACUGCAUGAGUUGUACAACGAUGAGACGUUUCAACAUGAUAUUGCCCUUAUAAAGCUGAAGUCAGGAAAUGAAUUUUGUGCUGCGUUCUCACAGUUUGUGCAGCCUGUGUGUCUACCAGAAAUCCACAAGACAGCCAGUGCCACAACGAAGUGUGAAGUGGCUGGAUGGGGACACCAAUACCAUGAUGCUGAUCAGUAUGCAUUCUUUUUGCAAGAAGCAUUUGUUCCAAUUAUUCCAAACUCACAGUGCCAAGACCCCGAGGCCCAUGCCAGUAGAAUCCUGCCUGGGAUGCAGUGUGCCGGCUUUAUGGAGGGAGGGAUAGAUGCAUGCCAGGGAGACUCUGGCGGACCACUUGUAUGUGAAGUGGAUGGUCGUGUGGAACUGCACGGGAUUGUAAGCUGGGGAGAAGGCUGUGGCGAGGAGAACAAACCUGGAGUCUACACUGAUGUCUCAAAUUAUAUUGACUGGAUUAUCGCUAAAAUCAGAUGAACCUAAAUAAAAGAAAUACAUAAA